This is a messenger RNA of Cyclospora cayetanensis, 1203 nucleotides long. RefSeq lists its product as uncharacterized. Bases 1 to 1203 code for a protein of 400 amino acids. Gene Ontology annotation, cellular component: membrane. The transcript is spliced from 4 exons. The record is from RefSeq and is a predicted model, not a curated record. Lineage: Eukaryota; Apicomplexa; Conoidasida; Eucoccidiorida; Eimeriidae. Gene Ontology annotation, biological process: vesicle-mediated transport.
AUGCUUCCCUCCUCUCUGCCAGGUCUCCUCCCCCCUGUGCCGCAAGAUGAGUUUCAGCUGCCCUCUCUGCGUUCCUUAGAUCCGCAGCGCAAGCGCAAGGCCAAUGCUCCUCGUCUUCCAACUUUGGGCUCCCUGGGGGGCAGGGGGGGGAAGCGGAAAAGUAAGACAAGUAGGGGGCUUGUGGGAGGCAGCGGCAUCGGCGACUUGAGCAGUGGUCUGUCUAGACUCCUUCCACCGGAAGGUUCCCCACCAGGUGGAGCAGCAGCUGCUGCGGGAGGCAAGAAGGCCGUUGCUCAGCCAGCGUCCACCAAAGGCAUCCUAGAGGAGCUGCUUCAAGUGGUAAAAACAAUCGAGGAAGAGUGUCUUCUGGACCCGGAAAAGGAAGACACCGCAGAUGCGGAGCAGGACCCCUUUUGCAAAUGCAAAGGCGCGAUUCUUCAUGUUAUAGAAGAAACAAGGGACCUCAUCGAACAGCGCAGAAUUAUCUUGGAAACGAAAGGGACAACAUAUGAGUCUAUCGCGAAGAGAAGUGCCAUCAGCGACAACAUGGCGUACUUGAAAUCCAAGUUUAACGAGUUAGGCGAGAUUUACGCCCUGCAGUACAAACAAAGAAAAGCUUUGAAUCUGUCAGAAGAAGAACUGGAAAGCAGGCACCAGCAGAUCAAUUGCAUCUUGAAGGAGAUCGAGCUUGUGCACAGGCAAAGCAAACGGGGAUCAGCGGGCGAGAGGGCAGCGCUGUCUUCUGUUGGUUCUCUUCAAGGACCAUCCGUGAUGACGCUGACAGAGCUGGCAUCUCGCGGUUCUGUAAAGGAAGACUAUGGGAGCCACCCCGACGUUUCUCUCGUGCCCCAGCCUGAAGUGCUGACGGAGGAGGACAAGAUCGUGCUGGAGCGAUGGAAGGAACGUGACAAACAGUUUGAUAAGCAAAUUGCGCAGAUUGGGGAUGCCAUUGACAGGAUUGCUGAAGUUGCAGUAACUAUAGGGGCGCAGGCAGAAAUGCAAAGCCACUUGGUGGAGGAUCUGACUCAUCAGACGAACGAAGCGGCUGCAGAGCUGCAGUAUUUGGAUUCUAGGCUUAGGAAGUUCUUGAAGGAACAGAGUCCCUCGAAUUUUUGCUGCAAGUUAAUUCUUCUGCUAAUCGUCAUGCUGCUUAUCUGUUUCGUCUUUUCUACAGUGUAUGCGAGGUACAUCAAAAAGGCGUAA